This is a messenger RNA of Gadus chalcogrammus (walleye pollock), 2536 nucleotides long. RefSeq names its product NADPH oxidase 1 (gene nox1). Gene Ontology annotation, cellular component: plasma membrane; NADPH oxidase complex. Gene Ontology annotation, molecular function: superoxide-generating NAD(P)H oxidase activity. The record is from RefSeq and is a predicted model, not a curated record. Lineage: Eukaryota; Metazoa; Chordata; Actinopteri; Gadiformes; Gadidae. The transcript is spliced from 13 exons. Gene Ontology annotation, biological process: superoxide anion generation; defense response. The coding region runs from base 126 to 1823 and encodes 565 amino acids.
AUGUUAUGUGCGCUUCCUUUUGUCCGGCCCAACGUGGUGAGUAGGAGGAGUUCAGGCAGGUGUUUAUAAUAACUUGAGGUCGGUUUAAGAUGUGAUCAUUGAAGCGUUGGCACAGAUUCAGCAAUAUGGGGAACAUGAUCAUCAACCAUGGACUUACAUCCUUCAUACUGGUUGUUUGGAUGAGCAUCAACAUUUUCCUCUUCGUCUGGUUUUACUUUUUCUACGAUUUGGGAGAUCAAUUUUACUACACGCGACACCUCCUCGGCUCCGCCCUGGCCUGGGCCAGAGCCCCUGCUGCCGUGCUCAACUUCAACUGUCUGCUCAUUCUACUGCCGGUGUGUCGCAACCUGCUGUCCCUGAUCCGGGGCUCCUUUAUGUGCUGUGGACGAACAAUGAGGAAACAGCUUGACAAAAACAUAAGCUUCCAUAAAUUGGUCGCCUAUAUGAUUGGCCUGAUGACAGCCGUCCACACCAUCGCCCACCUCCUGAACGUGGAGUGGUACAACAACAGCAGGCGCAGAAUGUACGACCCACUUAGCACAGCGCUGUCUGAUCUGCCGGACGGUAACAACACCACCUACCUGAACCCCAUCCGCAACAUUGACGUGAACGCGCAGCAGAACCCCACCUACUUCGCCAUGACCAGCCUGGCGGGAAUUACCGGCGUCAUCAUCACGCUCUGCCUCAUCCUCAUCAUCACCUCGUCCAUGGAGGUCAUCCGCCGGUCCUACUUCGAGGUCUUCUGGUACACACACCACCUCUUCGUCAUCUUCUUCAUCGGCCUGGUCAUCCACGGAGCAGGACGCAUCGUGAGGAGUCAGAAGAAUUUGGUAGAGCACAACUACACGCUCUGUAAGGACCGCAUUGAGAGCUGGGGGAAGGUCGCUGAGUGUCCUUACCCUCAGUUCGCUGGAGGUGAACCUGGGACGUGGAAGUGGGUGAUCGGUCCGAUGUUUCUGUAUCUGUGCGAGCGCAUUCUACGCUUCAUCCGCUACACGCAGACGGUCAAAUACAGGAAGAUUGUGAUCAGACCGUCCAAGGUGCUAGAGCUGCAGUUGGUGAAAGCUGGUUUCAAGAUGGAGGUGGGCCAAUACGUCUUCCUCAACUGCCCCGCCAUCUCCCAUCUCGAGUGGCAUCCGUUCACCAUGACCUCUGCCCCCGAAGAGGACUUCUUCAGCGUCCACAUUCGCUCGGUGGGUGACUGGACACAGAAGCUCAUCAGUAUGGUGGAAGAGCUGCCUGAGGGGACACAGGGACCCAGAAUGGGCGUUGACGGUCCCUUCGGCACAGCCAGUGAAGACGUGUUUGACUAUGAGGUCAGCAUGCUGGUCGGAGCAGGCAUCGGGGUGACCCCCUUCGCGUCAAUCCUCAAGUCCAUCUGGUACAAAUUCAAGGAUUCCGACCCCAAGUUGCGCACUCGAAAGAUCUACUUUUACUGGUUGUGCCGGGAAACCCAUGCCUUCGAGUGGUUUGCAGAUCUUCUACAGGUGCUAGAGAAGGAGAUGGAAGAGAGAGGAAUGGGGGAUUUCCUCACCUACAAACUCUUCCUGACUGGAUGGGAUCAGAGCCAUACUGAUCAUGUAAUGGUUCGUUUUGACGAGGACACAGACGUUGUGACUGGACUCAAGCAAAAAACUAAUUACGGAAGACCCAACUGGGAGAAAGAGUUUGAGCAAGUUCGUAAAGAGAAUCCGUCAUCUACUGUAGGAACCUUCUUGUGUGGCCCAGCAGUCUUAGCCAAGGUGUUGGAGAAGAAAUGUGCCAAAUACUCAGACGUGGAUCCUCGCAAGACUCGAUUUUACUUCAACAAAGAGAAUUUCUAGACGUGGGUUCCCCUUGGUGAGUGAUGACCGUCAAGGCACCGAACGAUGAAGGCCUGAAUAUCUAUCAGACCUGAAGAACCAUCCUCACAUGCAACCAUUUUGGAUCCUGCCUCUAUCCACAGACCUGAACUGAUAGUAACUAAAACAAACUAGUUUCUAUAACAAAAGCUUUGGGUUGGAUUGGAAGUUCCUGGAUGGCUCGGGGCAAGGGCCAGUUCCUUCCAGUUACAUUGGUGUGAAUCAUGGCUGGUUAGUCAAACUCCAGUCAAAUGUAAAACUGUAUGCAUAUCUUUCCUUCAAUUCUCAACCGUUCAACUUUACGCUUGGAAAGUGUAAUGCUGGGGAUGCAAGGAAGUGCAAUGUCGAGUGUGAAGUUGGGUGGUUCUUGAUAAAGCCGCAAGCAGCCCUAGCCAGGCAAUCGAUUGUUCCAAAAAUGCAUGUUAUGAAUGGGCACUGCAGUAGUUAAGGAGAAUAUUGAAAGGGGAACUGGCUGUUACCAAAUACAUGAUUGACCUUUAUUACCUGAUGAAUUACCUUGACACGGAUGUCUUAAUGUACUGAAUUUUAUUUUUCUUCUACUUGCCAUUCUUAAACAUAACCUCACCUAUUUCAUUAAAUCUCUAAUGAAUCAGUGUGUCUUAUACAUAACAUGCUUAAAAAUGUACUGUAACAGCCUUGUGUUUAGAAUGUUUUAAUAAAUAUCUUUCAUAUUA